Molecule: messenger RNA, 1251 nt
Organism: Caenorhabditis bovis
Lineage: Eukaryota; Metazoa; Nematoda; Chromadorea; Rhabditida; Rhabditidae
Source: the annotation of a GenBank genome assembly
AUGAACCUACACGACGCCAUUCAUCUGCUUUUCGUACCAUUCUUAAUUGCCACCAUCUCAACGGCGACUGGCCAACAAUACAAAGAGGCCAUCGAAUUGUCAAUGGCCAACCACGACCAGGUGCUGGCGAGUGCCCAAGUAGUGUUUGUUGCGUUCUGCGCCGACUGGUGUCCAUUUUCUCGACGCCUUAAGCCAAUUUUCGAGGAAUCGGCGCGAGUGUUCCAUAAAGAGAAUCCGAAUGCGCCCGUCAUCUGGGCCAUUGUUGACAGUCAGAGACAGGCGGAUGUUGGUGACAAAUACUUUGUUAACAAAUACCCAACGAUGAAAGUUUUUGUGAAUGGAGAACUUAUUCAAAAGGAGUACAGAUCCUCCCGCUCCGUCGAAGCCCUCACUAACUUCGUCAAAUAUCAGCUUUCAACCGCCAUUAAUGAAUUUGCUUCUCAAGAUCAACUCGAUGCAACUCUUGAUACUUCAAAGAGGAACAUUAUUGCAUGGUUGAGAAAAGAUGGUCCAGAAUAUGCGAACCUCAAAAAAAUCGCUUCCCUGUUGCGUGAAGACUGCACAUUCUGGGUGCCAACAGAUGAACUCGCGGGUAAAAACACGGAAAAUAAACUGUCUUUCAAGGACCCUGACAAUGAAGGCGAAGUAAAGUUCACAGGAAAUUUCCAUGAUUACGAGUAUUUGAAACAAUGGGUGACCGACAAGUGUAUCCCAUUAGUCAAGGAAGUCACAUUCGAGAAUGUCGAAGAACUCACCGAAGAAGGGAUGCCAUUCCUCAUAUUUUUCCGCGAUCCCGCUAAUCGCGAAGGUGACAAGGUGUUCGCAGAAGCAGUCGCUCGCGAACUGCACGAUCAGCGAUCGGCUGUGAAUCCUCUUCUCGCCGAUGGUCACAAAUUCGCCCAUCCUCUCAAACAUCUCGGAAAAACCAAAGAGGACUUGCCAGUGCUGGCUAUCGAUUCUUUCCAACACAUGUACCUUUUCCCGGAUAUGUCGCAGCUCAAUGUGCCUGGCAAAUUGAGACAAUUCAUCAUGGAUUUGCAUUCUGGAAAAUUGCACAAAGAAUUCCAUGAGAACCUCGACCAACGAAUGAUCGAGUUGGCCAAAGCUAAAGCUGAGCGCGGAAUCACCGAUGAACAUGAGAACGAGCCGCCAGCGGCUCGUCCAGUUGACACAACUCCACCCCCAUCAGUUUUCAAAGAGCUUAAACCAUCUGAUAAGCGCUACUCUAUUCUUCAGAAGACUGAACUUUAG